This is a messenger RNA of Bufo gargarizans (Asiatic toad), 685 nucleotides long. Its product is annotated as cathelicidin-related antimicrobial peptide Bf-CRAMP-like. Bases 88 to 552 code for a protein of 154 amino acids. The transcript is spliced from 4 exons. Gene Ontology annotation, biological process: defense response. Gene Ontology annotation, cellular component: extracellular region. The record is from RefSeq and is a predicted model, not a curated record. NCBI's taxonomy places the organism in Eukaryota, Metazoa, Chordata, Amphibia, Anura, Bufonidae.
ACCAUCACCCAGGAAUAAGAAGAAGUACUGUAGAUACACAAUAAGGAGCUGAGUGAGGAGAGGACAUUUCCUCUAAGACAGGCCAAGAUGAGGAGCUGGUGGCUGUCUCUGCUGCUCGUCUCUGCUGUCACAUUACACGGCUGUCUCUCUGACACUACAGAGCCUAAGGUCCAAGAUGGAAGAUCUAUAGGAGACGUCAUUGACCUCUACAACCAGAUGGAGGGGGUCACAUACUUAUAUAAAUCCCUGGACCAGCUGCUCCCUGUCCCACUGGAGGAAGAUGAAAAUCUGAACAGAAGACGCUUUAUCAUUAAAGAGACAGUGUGCCUCAAAUCCGAGAAUCCUAAUUUAUCGCAGUGCGAUUUCAAGCACGACGGAGAUGUGAAGAUCUGUUCUCUGGAUCUGGUUGAGGAGGAUCCUGAGGAUAUAAUGUGCACCAGUCUGAACAAGAAUGUCCGUAUCAAAAGGAAUGGGAAAAGGAAAUGUAAGUCUGGAAAGUUGUGUUCAAAACCAGGAGGAAAUAGUGGCAUAUUUGGCGUAUCCAUCAAAUGAGUGAAACCAUCUGUCCUGUUUGUAGCAAAGUCAGAGACGUAGCAGAGCUAGAGACGUAGAGCGACAACAUCAUGUAAAUUCUGUUUAAGUAAUGAUUCGGCCUGAUAUCCAUAAAUAAAAUGCUCAUAUCAAA